AUGAGCGACAACCUUCAGGCGCUGCGUGGAUGCUUCCCGGGUCCCAAAGACACGCCGUACGAAGGGGGCCUCUUUGAUGUCGACAUUCAGUUAGACAACCAAUACCCCUUUGUGCCGCCCAAGAUGAGGUUUCUCACAAAAGUGUGGCACCCAAACAUAAGCAGCCAAAAUGGAGCCAUCUGCUUAGAUAUACUGAAGGACCAGUGGAGCCCUGCUUUGACCAUAAAAACGGCUCUCUUGAGUCUGCAGGCAUUGCUGUCUUCACCACAGGCUGACGACCCUCAGGUGAGCAAGGGCCAAUGGUGGCCCACUGCUACAUUAGAGGUAGGAAUACUGCAAUAUGUCCCACACCCCUUUCGGAAGGCAGCAGUGAAGCAGCAGGAGUGGCCAUUGGCGCAAAUCAAUGUGCCCCAGCCUUGCUGA
Ostreobium quekettii is the source of this 423-nucleotide messenger RNA. NCBI's taxonomy places the organism in Eukaryota, Viridiplantae, Chlorophyta, Ulvophyceae, Bryopsidales, Ostreobiaceae. The record is from the annotation of a GenBank genome assembly.